AUGAGUAGGAGCAAGAAGGUGGUGUCAUACGAGUGAGUCACUAUGAGAGAGACUGAAAACAAUCACACACAGUGCAUACAUCACAUUUCACACUUUAUCUUAAAGACAUGGUAAUGGUGUUAUUGUGUGAAUGAUUUAUGACAGACACACACAGUCACAGACACACAUGCUGCAAGCAAAGCGACAGACAUGCAGCAGACGCAUUCUCUUUUGCACACACUCAAUGCUGAUAAAGCGGAUUCAGCAGCAGUGGGCUUUUACCUCACAUCCUCAAUCAAACAUACACACACACACACACAGCGACACCAUUCCUUCGCAUGCCUUCACACAGAGAUAAGCCUCUCAAGUGAGAAAGACUGAGCUGAUCAAACACCUCACAAACUCACAAACACACCCUGCCUGUCGCUUCACCACGACCUCUUCUCAGAUUACUGCUUUCUGAUGCAAUUAUCGCCCAUACAGUGGGGAUUAUGUGUUCACUUUUGUUUCCCAGUGAUCUGUGUCUGCCAUCAUUCUAAUGUGUCCUCUCUGUGCACCCUAUUCUCUGGAGUAUCCUAACAAUGACUAGCUGACCUUGUCUCUAUUUAGCUGCUUCCACUCUCUGACGCUAACCCACAGGCGUUACCCGACAGGGAAGGGAUUGGAACAUGGGGAAAUGAUUCCCAUCGGAUGUAAAGGAAUACGAAUGGGAGAUUAUGGUUCACUGCUGUGGAAAAUGGUGAGAGUGAGGAAGGGGCAUUAUCCGCUUUGCACUGUUUGGACUGUUUUUCCAGUCUUUGUAUUAUGGAUCAAUCAUUAAAAGUACUAGCUGUAAUAGCACAAGAACUGCCCAGUUCAGCAUUUGCUGAAUUAAGACUGGCAAAAAGAUGACUACUUGUGCAAGAAAUGAUAUUGUCUUUUGAAAAUGCUUCCACAACACUUUGAAAGUCACCUAUCUUCAAGUAUUUUUAUGAAAUAAUAUUGAUUACUUGAAUCUUCUCUUUGUGCCAGACUGGGUUAAAAUGAUUUCCGUUUCAUUUUUCUGUAUUUAUUUAUCUGUACAUUUAUGCGGUGCACACUGCAGAGAACACCGGAAGAAUUAUCACUGAAUUAUCACAGUGAAUUAUUGUAAUGUUUAUGUGUCAAUUAAUCCCAUAAGGGAUGGUUUGCCAACUGGCGAUUUGACACGAAAAUAAAAUGUCAUUCAUUCAUUCAGUCAUUCAGAUAGGGUGAUGGGGAACUCGUAACGCUAACAAUGCUGUGUGUGUGUGUGUGUGUGUGUGUGUGUGUGUGUGUGUGUGUGUGUGUGAAUGAACAGGGAGGGGGAAUCAGUAUACAAAACCAUGCUAGAGCUGUCACAAGCCAAGCCAAAAUUGGAUUAGGGAAAAAAAAGGAAGAGGGAAAAAUUGGAAGAAGGAAACGGCUACUUUUUUUCUCCCCCUUGCAAUAAUUUCAUUUCAAAUUCAGGGCAAUGUACGCAUAAACACACUGUUAUAGAGACGGGUAAAGUUAAUGGAAUAUUUAUAUGCAGACUCCAGGAUCUUUCUUUCUUUUUCUCAGCAGUCUGUUUUUUCCUUCGUUUUACCUCUGCCUUUGUUAGGCUUUGACACCAUUUCUGCACCUCCAAGAGGACUGUGGUUCCAUUGGCGGCUGUUGAAAAAUCCUAGUAGAGAGCGCGGAAAUGGGAGCUGUGAUUUGUCAGGGACUAUUAGCUUCUCACCACACCGACUCACAUAGAAAUCAAUGCAAAGGAAUAACGGACCGCCCCACACCAUGCUUUCUAAACUGUGCAGGAAGAUUCAAUAAGCUAAUGCAGAGAGGGAGGGAACAUUGUUGUGCUGGGAAAGCGAUGACGGAGGAGAUUGAGAGAUGGAAGCCGGAUAGACUCUUAUUAAGUAUUCAACUACAUGGCACAAUAGUUACAGCACAUACAGCACUGUAGCUGAGAUUUCCAUUUGCCCCAUACUGUGAAUCAUCCACACAGCUAUUGUGCAGUCAUGGCCCAGUUAUACUACAGGAUUUACAAUUUCAUCAGGGGCCAGUGGCAGUGGCAGUAUGGAAACGGAGUGUUAGGCUGUACUGUUACUGUCGUGAUGUGGCAUCUGAUAAGUUCAAGUUUAACACAGUGGAAAUGUUUUAAUAAGACCCCCACCUUUAGCCUAUGUGUUUUUAUCUGCAUGCAAAUUACAAUAGUGGCAUCAAAUGUUGAUAUAUGGUCACUAUUUCAAUGGAGCAGACCAUUUAUGCAGCCAAGUUGGGUGUGCUGAAUCAGGUAUUCACUAUGCAUGGUCUCCACCUAGCACCCUCAUGAUCAAAUCAUCCUCCAGUUAAGCUGGCUGAGGCUGAUAACUCCUUCUAAGAUAACAAGCAUUGAGUGCAGAUGACAGGAUCAGCGUGUGGUGUUGCACACUACCAUUUCAGAUAUCAUUUCAAUGGACUGGGCUGCUUUUCAGAAACUAUAGUCCUUUUACACAAGUACUACCUGAUGUAAUAUAGCUGAAAUCAAAGCAAAAUCACAUGAGUCAUUUCCCCUUUAAAAUAAUUGCCUUAGGCAUCUGUGUGGAGAGAUCCUUCUUGGCGCCAACAGCACAUUGUUAUAUUCUUCCAUUUCCCAGCUUAGAGACAGCAACAGACCUCCUGGGUCGCUCCUGCACAGUUGUACAGAGGCCAUUAAAUAAGACAGUAACACCUGGAAGAAAGGGAGAGGCAGCGAGAGAGAGAGAGAGAGAGAGAGAGAGAGAGAGAAAGAAAGGGGGGAAAUCAAGCUCUGGCAGGAAAUGUGGUAGAGGAAGCUUAUUAUCACACAAAAUAAAAUAACUACCUCUGGUUCAACACACACCUGUCAUAUUGUUGUAGAGAGUGGGGGAGGAGGGGCCAUUUGUGGUUGGAAUAAGUGAAGUAAUCUUGUUGAAGAAGUAUCACCAUGUACCGGAGGAUGUGGCUGGCAUUAUAAGGGCUAAUUUCCCUCAUUGAUUCAGUAAACAAUUUGUUAGCCUACAUUUGGUUACAGUGCGUGAAUAAUACUUAAGAUCCCUAAUUAAAACGCAUUUGUCUUUGAGUUUCCUCUUUGUAAUAACAGGUAGGCCUAGAAGAUCUGUAGGUUAUGAUGAGAAUGGUUGGCAGAGCAGACAGAACUUCUGUGAUCAAACAAGUUGGCCUAAGAUUAUCAUAGACAGGAGGAUGAAGGAUGUGAAGUAAUUAGGUGCAGCUACUACGGAAAAUCGUGCAAGCAAUGGCGAAUGGAGGUUCACUUACAGUGGUGGUAGUCAGUGAUGGGUCGUUCGCGAACGAACGGCUCUUUUUGAAAAUUAUAUUUUUGGUGAACGUCGGGAGCCGAGUCGCUUCGGAGAAAGAGCAGUUAAUUUGGCUCCCUGAUUUGCAUACUGCACUGCUUUUUGAGCGCAAAACAACGUUUUUCGGCAGAUACUGUAAGUUUUUCUCUAAAGAGUGUGACUCCACACUGCAGAAACAAAUAGUGGGAGAGCGUGUCAAUCUGGUCCAUGCUUCAUUUUUUUUGCAAGCCAUAUAAUAAUUUGGCCAGGUAAAAAUGUAUUUGAACGCGCAUUUCACGAUCUGACAUAAUGGUAGCCUACCUUUUGUGCUUUAUAUUGGAUAUUUGCAAUUUGUUUCAUGGUUAUAGGUAGAUUUUUAAGCAUUUUGAACGAAGAGCCGUUUGGGAACCAAAUGAGCCGGCUCUUUUACGUGAACGGAGCCAAAUGAGCCGGCUCACCAAAAAUACUCGGAAUGCCCAUCAGUUGCGGUAGUAUAGUUUCUCUCUCUGGUGAUGUCCAUUGAUGUUCUCAUUUGAAGGGAGAGCGUUGUAACGGUGCCCCCUAGCGAAUAUUUAGAGAAAAGUAGAUGAGCGCAUUAAAAUUCACUCAGUUGUCGGUUCAGCCUAUUCUGUCUGUGUGUUGUGUUACAGACCCACGUAAUUUAUGCCUAUCACAGGAGGCUGCUGAGGGGAAAACGGCUCAUAAUAAUGUCCGGAACGACGCAAAUGGAAUGGCAUCAAACACAUGGAAACAAUGUGUUUGAUGCAUUUGAUACCAUUCCACUGAUUACCUGAGGGCUAUAGAAACUUAUUAAAGGCAAGCAUACUAUCAUCAUCAAGACAAUGUUCACACUCACAGGGCUUUCUCAAUCCUACUUGCAACAGGAGAGAUUUUCCAGGGGAUUCUGUCAUUUCAUUAUUUUGGAUAAAAAAACGACUACAGGUUACACUUGAACUUCUAAAACCUGGUAUAUAUAUAUAUUUAUAUAUCUUUAAAUAUCUUCCAUUUGUCCUGCCUGCAAAUUGAUUUUGAUGAACAAAUCAAACCCCCCAAAAAUCCAUUGAAUCCAUGACCUUGGCCUAUUUUAUUUAUUUGUAUUUUAUUUCACCUUUAUUUAACCAGGUAAGCCAGUUGAGAACAAGUUCUCAUUUACAACUGCGACCUGGCCAAGAUAAAACAAAGCAGUGCGAUAACAACAACAACAACAACAACACAGAGUUACAUAUGGGAUAAACAGUCCCUCUGUGGUAUGUAAUAGAGCCUACUGAUUAAAAAUAUAUAUGUAUUUGUGACAAUGGACCUCCUAGUCCACAGCCCUAUAUGUACAACUAGACAGUAUAUUGAUUUAUUAAAACAUUUAGACUUAUAUCACAGGGGGGACAUGCCUUCUUGAGAGAUUCCCCUCAAUAAGCUCACACACAUUUCCUUUUGGCAUUCAUAACCAAGAUCCAAACCCAUACUUACAGCACAGUACACACACACAUUGCCUGUUAUGUCUUCAGCGAGUUAUAAAGUCACCACUAUUCCUUUUUCUUUGGUACCUGCCAGAAACAUGCCUUGGCGCUCUUAUUUUAGGCCCUGCCACCCAUUGAUCUGACAGAGAAGUGUCUGAAGAGGGUCAGUGUCAUGAGCAGCUGUUUGGCCAGUCAGAGCAGCGAGCAGCAUUUUGGCAUUCGCUCCCGCAGUUGGACCAGCGAAUUACAUACCAUUGAGGGACUGCAGGUAAGGGACCCAUUUUUUCACCCUCUUCUUCUGCUUUUUCAUUUGGAAAACCUUUGCUAUAUUAUGGGGAAACAUUUGUGUUAGCAGGCUAAAUGCUGUGGAACCUAGAUUCUGGACAAUUCUAGGUCUGAGGUGCCAUAGACUAGAGGCAAUACUGUGCAGUGUAGUGUCUUAUUUAAAGAUUAGUCUUUAAAGGAUCAUCUUGUGCUAUUGUAAAAGUCUUCUGAUCCACACUGACAAAAGAGUAUUGUGUAACAGUGUGUAGAGGUAGGGAGGUGUUUGAGGAGGUUACCUGGCACUCAAACCUCAUGGUAAGUGUGUAAAGUAAGUCAUUGUGCCUGUAAUGUGCGCAUGAUUUGUGUGCAUGUGAAAAUUUGUUUGUGAUAUACAGUUGAAGUCGGAAGUUUACAUACACUUAGGUUGGAGUCAUUAAAACUCGUUUUUCAACCACUCCACAAAUUUCUUGUUAACAAACUAUCGUUUUUGCAAGUCGGUUAGGACAUCUACUUUGUGCAUGACACAAGUAAUUUUUCCAACAAUUGUUUACAGACAGAUUAAUUCACUUAUAAUUCACUGUAUCACAAUUCCAGUGGGUCAGAAGUUUACAUACACUAAGUUGACGGUGCCUUUAAACAGCUUGGAAAAUUCCAGAAAAUUAUGUCAUGGCUUUAGAAGCUUCUGAUAGGCUAAUUGACAUAAUUUGAGUCAAUUGGAGGGUGGCAGCAUCAUGCUGUGGUGGUGCUUUGCUGCAAGAGGGACUUGUGCACUUCACAAAAUAGAUGGCAUCAUGAGGAAGGAAAAUUAUGUGGAUAUAUUGAAGCAACAUCUCAAGACAUCAGUCAGGAAGUUAAAGCUUGGUCGCAAAUGGGUCUUCCAAAUGGACAAUGACCCCAAGCAUACUUCCAAAGUUGUGGCAAAAUGACUUAAGGACAACAAAGUCAAGGUAUUGUAGUGGCCAUCACAAAGCACUGACCUCAAGCCUAUAGAAAAUGUGUGGGCAGAACAGAAAAAGCAUGAGCGAGCAAGGAGGCCUACAAACCUGACUCAGUUACUCCAGCUCUGUCAGGAGGAAUGGGCCAAAAUUCACCCAACUUAUUGUGGGAAGCUUGUGGAAGGCUACCCGAAAUGUUUGACCCAAAUUAAACAAUUUAAAGGCAAUGCUACCAAAUACUAAUUGAGUGUAUGUCAACUUCUGACCCACUGGGAAUGUGAUGAAAGAAAUAAAAGCUGAAAUAAAUCAUUCUCUCUACUAUUAUUCUGACAUUUCACAUUCUUAAAAUAAAGUGGUGAUCAUAACUGACCUAAGACAGGGAAUUUUUACUAGGAUUAAAGGUCAGGAAUUGUGAAAAUCUGAGUUUAAAUGUAUUUGGCAAAGGUGUAUGUAAACUUCCGACUUCAACUGUAGGGGUGAGAUUGAUUUUCUCCUUUUUACUCAUCGGUUAAAUACUACAUGUGAAAUGCAAGUACUGCACAUGUAGAGUAGAGCUGUGAGUAGAGCAAGAUUCCAAAGGGGAGAAUCUUGCUCUGUCUGAAAACGUCAUUCCCAAAAGGGAUGAUUUAUUGAUUUUGGAAAAUAUUUGUGACAAUGAAUAAUGAGGCACUUCAUAGCGCCUGGUAUGCUCAUAACAUAGUUUUUAACAUCAAGUUCAUCCUAUAUGCAAAAUGACUCAGACUGCAGGUGUUUUACACUUCUUCUUUCCUUCCCCUUCCUCAGUAAAGCAGUUAACUUGGCAGAAAUCUGGAGGUUCCCAACCCCCUUAAGAUGUACGGCCUGUACUUGGAAGCGGUGAAUGAUUAUAUCAACGAGUCCUACGGAGAGGAUGUAUGGAGACUGAUAGAGGCCCGGGCAGAGAUACCGCAUCUCAAGUUUGUCCGCCAUCAGAUGUACAAGUAUGGUCAUAUCCCAUCUAACUGUCGGGUCUAACUACAUCUCUGUACCCAUCAUAUGCGUCAUAUUUACUUUCUAUUCUAAUUUUACCAGGAAGGGAAGUCACUUGAGGUUUCACUUUAAUCUCUUUCCUGACAGACUUGGCAAAAGCACAACAAGUUUACAUUGACCAUCAAUACAUAACAACACACACAUAGACAACAGGUCAAUGAAUGCACUAACUGUAAGUCACUCUGGAUAAGAGCAUCUGCUAAAUUACUAAAAUGUAAAUGUCAUAUCUAGGUAUCCUCCUUUUUCCCCUGCAGUGACAACCUGAUCCUGCGGCUGGCCAAGGCAGCAGGCGAGGUCCUGGGGAAGACCCAUGAUGAGCUCAUGUAUGCCUUUGGGGUUUACAUGGUGAAGAGGAUUGGGAACUACGGCUAUGAGAGGAUUCUCAAGGUAACCUAGUGCCUAGUGGCCCUCCUCAAGUGUCUGAGUUAACACUAGGCAUAAUUGGCCCUAAUCAAUGAUCAAUACACUGGUGUGUGUGUAAUGUCAUUAUUUAUCCCUUAUCCAUUCAUCCAGGUGUUGGGUCGUAAUGUGCGUGACUUCAUCAAUGAGCUGGACAACCUGCAUGAGUACUUCCGCUUCUCCUUCCCCAAAGUGCAGCCUCCCAGCUUCUGUGUGGAGGAGGAGUGUGAGACCAGCCUCACCCUGCACUACCGCAGCACCCGCAAGGGCUUCACCCAGUUUGUCAAAGGUAGGUAGGAACCACCACAGAGGACAAACAUAGCAAACACUAUUUUUCUGGAAGCACUAUAUUUGGUAAUACUGUACAUAGGGUCCAUGUCACACAUCCCCAACCUGUAAAAAUACUUGUUCUCUCUUCCCAUACUGUAGGUCAGCUGUCUCAAGUGGGAAGGCAGUUCUACAACACGGACAUUGAAGUUGAGAUCCUGUCCAAAGAGGAGACUGAGAAGAUGACAUAUGUGGUAUGUACUGUACUGUGGGCAUCUACCUAUUUGAAGCUACUUCUUAGAACAAUGUUAUGUACACCCCAACGCACCUGCAAGUAACUCCUCCGACCUAGACCUAGGAGUGCAUCACUUUCCAAGUGCAAUUGUUUGCCCCAUUGUCAAGCAACUUUAGUGUCAGGCCCCAUUGUCAAGAUCCUCACAACCUUAAGAUCCUCAAAGCUGCGUUUCCAUGAUUACCUUCAAAGUCUCUUUCCGCAGAUCUACAAGAUGAACUUUGACAACGCUGCCUUCAAGCACCGCAUGCCCCAGCAGAAGACGGCCCCGGGGUAUGAGAAGCUACCCAUGAAGAGGGGCAUCUUUUUCGACAUGUUCCCCUUUAGCGUGAUCUUCCGCCGGGACAUGACCAUGUACCGCAUCGGGGACGGCCUAAAGGAGGUCUUCUCCGACCUGCAGGGCAAGAAGGUCGACGAAGAGUUCACCCUGGUGCGGCCCAUGCUGGAGUUCAGCUGGGACAAUGUGAGUAUAGGAGGGGAGAAGAGAGGGGGAUGAGGGUUCUGUUACAUUUGGUAUGGUUUUUCCACUUCCCUAGGCUAUUGUUGUCAAUCUAGAGAGUUUGUUAGUGGAUAUUUGGGUUAUUUAGUUACAUUCAACAACCCCCUUUAAUGGUCCCAAACAGUGAAAAUCAUGUUUUUCAUCACAUUGGAUGAUAUUUGGAUGAAACCAGUUCAAAGUAGGGUACCCAAGUAUGAAAAAUGACUGUAGUUGGCACAUUGAUAAAGUUUGAUCAUAAAGUUACUGGUCCCCUUCCCCAUGUCAAACGCUUGGAUUCAGACAGCCAUUACCAAGGAUUUACUUCCGGCUUUAUCCAACGUCACAUAAAGCCGGAAAUGUAAUACACCAAUGGUAGCAUCUUAUCAUCUUAACUAAUUUAAAUAUGUACCGCCUUAAACCGUCAUUGCAUGUGUUCCUACACCUUGCUUUGGCUUUGUUUACAAACCAUAGGCAAGCUACUAGUAGCUAGCUCAAGCAGAACGUACGACCAAAUAUAUAUAUAUUUUUUAUAAACUGGUAGCCUUUCAUCUGUGGUGUGACUGUUAGAUAGCAAGCUACUUACCAGCAUGCCGGCAAAAAGCUGUGACUGGAUGCCAUAGUGUAAAUUUAACGUUACACUAUUUUCCGAAGAAUGAAGACAAUCCGACAGCAGUGUCUCAUUUUCAUUUUGGGUGGACAGGCUGCACCGAAAAUUACGAUCAUGUCACGGGUGUGCAGUGCACAUUUCGAGCGAAGUUGCUUUAUCAAUUGGGGAGAAUAAUCGAUGGGUCUGCCAGGAAGCUAAUCCUAAAAACGGAUGCAAUACCAUCAUUGACAGUGGAACAGUGGAUCUUGCAAGCGCUGACCAUAAUGUAAGUAUCAUUAUUAUUUUCACUUUCCAUCUCCUUUUGUCUUUUCACUAUCAUCAAGCUGUAAUGAUAGACAUUUUAGAAAAUUCAACAUCUAAUUUGUCUGCACAGCUUCCCAGGCAACCACCGCAGCAGGAAUGCUGUGAUACCAAAUCGGCUUUCCCGAUUAGGAAUGUAGUGAAGUAAGAAUUGUCAAAAAUAUAAAUAGUGUAAGUACAGACCCCAAAAAACGACUAAAGUAGUAUUUUUUACUUAAGUACUUUACACCACUGUUCAUUUAGAAUCUGCACCAAUUGAACAUUUCAGGCACACACAAUUCCAAAUACGAACACCAGAAAACACAAUGUAGAAUGAAUAGAUCACUACAUCAACGAAUUGAUAGCAUCAUAACUCAGAACAGUAAAUAAAAGGAUAUUAAAUUCACUACCCGUUUAACGAACAUUUCCCUUUUCAAAAACAUUACAGGCCUGGACCUCCUCUUCAACAAGGUCACCCUUGAUCCAGCAUGUUACAGUAUGUGGGGAAGCUGUGUGAGCGGUCCAUCCCAGGACCCCUGUCUGCCCAGUGUGAGAGGCCUGACAAGGAGGAGGCCAUAGCUGGAUUUGUGUCCCGCUUCAAUCUUGGGGGUGACUGAAGCCAAGUGGGUUACUGAAGUUUGCUUGAUUGAAUCAGGGUACAUGGAUCCCCCUCCUCUCCCGCUCCCCUCCCCAUCAAUCGCUGUAGUUGGUUGCAUUACCUAAAGCCUAAGUCAUUAACGUUUACAUAAAAUCACAUUUUGUUACUUUGUAUGUUUUUUUCAAGCAUUUGGAUGGGAGAUUAGUGUUACAAAUUGGACGAAUCAAUGGGGUCCUGUACACUGUAGGGCGGCUGGGAGCCUAUAUUAGGCUAAUGGCUCUUAAUUAUUUUUUUAUGUCAAAUUAUGUCUCACCUUUAUUUCUCAUGAGUGUUUAUGUUGAUCAAUAUUUUGGGCUAUGCUGUCCUAUUGUAAAUGAUCAAAUAAAUGUCUGAUCUAUACAAUUCUGAACAUAUUGUUAUUUAUAAUAAUAUAAUAAUAUGCCAUUUAGCAGACGCUUUUAUCCAAAGCAAUUUACAGUCAUGUGUGCAUACAUUUUUACGUAUGGGUGGUCCCGGGGAUCGAACCCACUACCCUGGCGUUACAAGCGCCAUGCUCUACCAAUUGAGCUACAGAGGACCAUUGUCCAGAACACUUAUUGCAUGCUGUUUUCAUGUACAUUCCCUUAUGUCUAAACUCCUAAGGUUACUCAGGCUUUACUAAUUCUUGUGAAGAAGUGUAUCAGUGAACUGUAUUCUGUAAUUAGGUACAAAACAAUAGAAAUGCAAUUGUGUAUUGCUGCUUUUUGUCUGAUAUCCAACAGCUCUGUUGACAAUGAGAGCAUUUUGCAGAGAAAAUGGGUUAUGGCCUACUAUUUAGGCUCGGAAUGUCAUGUGGCCCAUUGUCUACCUGGUCAUCAAUGAAGUGGCCCAUUGUUUACCUUUCUACCUGCCAACGGCCCUUGGUUUCAAAGAGCUGUCAGUCAAGGCGAGCUCAUGAAUAUAAGCUCCCCACUCACUCAGCCUGUUCUUUCAGGCUUCCUCAUAGUUAGAAAUGAGAGAAAAGGUACAAUUUCUUCAAUUCUGAGUAAAGUGUAAAAAUAUUAUGGGGAUGUUUUGGUCAUUCAAAGGCUAUUUUUACUUGGGGAAAUAGGAUGACUGUGUGGGACCUUUAAGCAUCACUAUGUCUGCAUGUAUCAGGGCCAGUCUCAGAAUAAAGAAUAAAGCAUCUCAGAGUAGGAGUGAUGAUCUAGGAUCAAUGUUCCCUUCACAAUCACAAUAAAUUAGGUUACAUGGACAGUGUGGACCUGAUCCUAGAUCAGCACUCCUACUCUGAGACGCUUUGUGAAUACAGGCCCUGGUAUUGACUGAAGUCAUCUGUUCCCAUGCUUCCCCUCAGAUCUACACCCACCUUAACAAUGUGUUUGAGCUGCUGUCCAAAGCUGUGGUGGAGAGCAAGCAGAAGGUGAACGUCCCUAAACUGAGCAAGGAAAAGGAAGACGAGGGAAAAGAGGAGAGCGAGAAACCAAAGAGAGAGGAAGAGAGAGGUACAGAGAAGUCAAGGGUCCGCCCGUCGCCACAGUCAACCGACAGGAGAGGGGAGUACUUUGUCCCUAACAAUCUCUACCACAUGUCUAAUGUUUAAGUGAUUUUGAUUAAUUACUUUAAAGCAGCAGCCGUUUUUAUCUCAAUAUCAAAUCAUUUCUGGGUAACAAUUAAGUGAGUUACUGUGUGAUUGUUUUCAACUAAAAUGGUCAAAAAGAAAGAAAGAUAGCUAGCUUCUUAGCAAAGAGCAAUUUCUCAAGCAAGAAUUUUGCUAAGACUGUCUGGGAGGGGAAAACUGAAAACUAGCUGUUAUUGGCAGAGAGGUUUGGAACUCUCUUUCUUAUUGGUCUAUUUACUAACUUACUGCCUGGUGAUGUCAACAGGCAGGCCAAAACACCAUGCCACCAAAACAGGCUGAAAUUUCAAGCGGUCUUUUCAAACAGCUCUUACACAAAGGGUAUUAUUAUAAUUUUCAUAAUUUCACAGUAUUAUUCCAACCUUAUAGUGUGGAAAUAUAUAUAAAACACAGGAAAAUCAGGUUUUUGACUGCACCGGGUCUUUUAAGGUCUUCCAAUAUGUGUAACAAUAAAAAAAAAUCUCUCUGUCAGUGCUGUUAUAAGCAUGAGUGAAAUUGAUUAAACAAAUGUCACUCACUCAGCCACCCACCUUCCCUCCCUCCCUCCGUCAUUCAUUCCCUCCUGUCCUCUGGCCCAUUAGAUGUGAAGUCUGUGGAGGAGAUGAAGGGGGACCAGGAGUUCAGCAGUGCUCUGACUCAGUACAACAGCUCAGCCAACUCAGGGGGGGAGGACAUCGAGCUGCUCGCCUUCCAGACUGUCACCGGUGAGAACCCCUUCUUCCUCGCCCUUCACACUACUUUUUUAUCUAUCUUCCCACCUGUCCAGCUCACCAAAAUAAGCUUACAUGCUACAUAGCUUUGUUCUCCUACAUUUGAAAGGGGUACAGAAAUGCCAGAAUCAAAACAGAGUCAGUGAUUGCCCUGUCUAUUUUGAAUGAAGUAUUAACUAUACCAUUUUUAAUAACUAGAGUGUAAUGGUCUUGGAAUUGUUGAUGCCAAUACCAAUGACAAUUCUAAAUUCCAAAGCAAUAUUUCCAAGUUCUAUGGCUGUGGAUGACCCCACCCUGCUCUUCAUCCCCAGGGAAGUGCAGUGAAACCAUCUUCGAGGAUAUGAGGGAACCUCCCAAGAAGCCCCUCCACCUGAAGGGUCAGAUGAAGUAUGUCCCCCAGUGGGACUCGCUCAUCUUCCUCAGUACGCCCAUGUAAGUCCACCCACAACAUCCUUACAGUACCUAGUCCUUAUCUUACUAUAAAGGAAAUACGUAAUCCAAUUCAAAACUUGCCUUGAGGCUACAGCUAUAUGAUGCCACGGUCAGACAUGCUUCCAAAGCAACCAAAAAAGGAGAAUCCAAAGCUUUGAUAGUAUAAAAACAAACAAAAAUGUAUUUGACAAACAAAGGUAAUUUCAUUGACUAUAGUCCAUCCAGGCCUACCUGAGCCAUAAUACCAAACCACAAAAUGGGUAUAGGGAAGGGGAACAUGGGAAGAAGGAGGUGUGCCCAGGUGAGGCUCCAUAUUGCUUUCAAAUACCCAUGAUAACCAUAAUAGAAAACCCAAAACAUGAUUUCAAUUAAUCAAUAUUUCACAAUUCUAAUAAGACAAACCAUAAAAAUUCAUAAUGAGACUGAAUGUAAGGGAAUUUGGCUCCAACACUUACCUUAGAUAGUCCUUACCUUACCUUAUGGUGUUUAUUAGCAUAUUAAAAUGUUUAUUAGCACAUGAAAAUAGUAAAAACAAUGAUAUACAAUAUUUAUAGUAUUACAUAUUGCCUAUAAAUAUGUGCAGUAUGCAUAAUAUAUUACAUAUUUAUACCGCUGUAAAUAUAUACUGAACAAAAAUAUAAACGCAGCAUGUAAAGUGUUGGUCCCAUGUUUGAUGAGCUGAAAUAAAAGAUCCCCGAAAUUUUCCAUACGCACAAAAAGCUUAUUUCUUUCCAAUGUUGUGCAGAAAUGUGUUUACAUCCCUGUUAGUGAGUAUUUCUCCUUUACCAAGAUAAUCCAUCCACCUGACAGGUGUUGUAUAUCAAGCAGCUGAUUAAACAACAUGAUCAUUACACAGGUGCACCUUGUGCUAGGGACAAUAAAAGGCCACUCUAAAAUGUGCAGUUCUGUCACACAACACAAUGCCACAGAUGUCUUAAGUUUUGAGUUAGCUUGCAAUUGGCAUGCUGACUGCUGAAAUGUCCACCAGAGCUGUUGCCAGAGAAUUGAAUGUUAAUUUCUCUAAAAUAAGCCGCCUCAAACGUCGUUUUAGAGAAUUUGUCAAUACGUCCAACCGGCUUCACAACCGCAGACCACGUGUAACCACGCCAGCCCAGGACCUCCACAUCCGGCUUCUUCACCUGCGGGAUCAUCUGAGACCAGCCACCCGGACAGCUGAUGAAACUGAGGAGUAUUUCUGUCUGUAAUAAAGCCUUUUUGUGGGGAAAAACUAAUUCUGAUUGGCUGGGCCUGGCUCCCAAUUGGGAGGGCCUAUGCCCUCCCAGGCCCACCCAUGGCCGCGCCCCGCCCAGUCAUGUGAAAUCCAUAGAUUAGGGCCUAAUGAAUUUAUUUCAAUUGAGUGAUUUCCUUAUAUGAACUGUAAAAUCGUUGAAAUUGUUGCAUGUUGCUUUUAUCCACUUCCCUUUUCAAUCCCUUCUUAUCUCCCUUUCUGCCACUCAUCCCAUCCUUGCUGUCUCUCUCAUUCCUCUUCCUCUCUUUUCUUCCUCUUCCAGUAUAGAGACAGUGGAGGACAUGAUUAAAAUGGGCGUCUAUGUGAACGAUCUGAACCUACACGACUCCAGCCGAGAGCUCAUCUUAGCCGGAACACAGCAGUCGGCUGAACUUCAGCUGGCUCUUGACCAGGUAAGUCAUGGACAUUUCAUAUAUACCACAUACCACCUUUCUUGAAUUGGAAUAACACACAACCUUACUUUGGUACACUGUUAACGUUAUCAUAUAACUCAUCUACUAACUGGGCCAAGUUUGCCUCAGCUAAGAAUGCAAGACAUACUACUAUACCCACACACAGUCCUGCUCAUAGGCAGCGUUAUUUUCAAAGUUACAAAUAAAGACAUAUGCAGUGUAUAGUUCACACUGAAAGGCAGAGGCAAAGACCAUCUCAAGGGCGGGGCUGGAUAGGCCUUUGAAGGAUGAGGAAGAGUUAGUUGACUGACAGCUCUCUCUCUUUCUCUGGUGGCUCCUCCCACUCCAGGAGCAGCAGAAGUACGCCCAGCUCCAGGAGAUCAUCAAGAAGCUGGACGAGGAGAAGAAGAGAGGAGACUCCCUCCUCUACGCCAUGAUCCCCAAAGCUGUGGCUGACCGGCUCAGGAAGGGUAUCACGGCCCUGGAGACAUGCCAGGUACUAACCCAGAGCCAUAUAUUUACAGAUACAUAUACAGAUAUACAGGGUGCAUCCAAAAUGGCACCCCAUUCCCUAUAUAGUGCACCAUAUAGUGCCCAAGCUCUGGUCAAAAGUAGUGCACUAUAUAGGCAAUAGGGUGCCAUUUCAGACGCAGCCAUAGAGUUUGUAGAGGAAACUAUCCUCCAUGUUGGCUCAAAACAUUAAAUGACAAUAAGACUCAAUUGAAUUCUGGAGCUAACUAGUCACCUCAUUUCUAUUAAGCCAGAAGAAACACCACAGUAAAAUGUCAAGCAUCUAAGUGUGCUGGUAUUUCCUAGGUGUUCCCGGACGUGACCAUCCUAUUCAGCGACGUGGUGAAGUUCAACGAGAUCUGCAUCCACAUCACGCCCAUGCAGGUGGUGGACAUGCUCAACGAAAUCUACAUAGUCUUCGACACGCUCAGCGAGAAGCACAACGUCUACAAGGUGAAUGACUGGGACAAUACAAAACAAGGGACUCUGUGGGAACAAUAUGCCUGAAUACUCAACCAAUGUUGUCUGGAUCAAAAAGGGAAGACUCUAUUAUCAUGCACUGAGUGGCUGUAGCAAUGUUUUACAGAGUGGAAUGUUUAGUUUGUUUCAUUGGUAGGAUAUAAUGUAUACAGUAAUGCUUCUAAACAUACUACUUGACUUUUAUUCCCCUGGAUUCAGGUGGAGACCAUCCGAGAUGCCUACAUGGUGGUGGCAGGCGUGCCCAAUAAGACAACCUUCCAUGCCCACCACAUAUGUGACAUGGCCCUGGACAUGCUGAGCUCCAUCGACCACCUCAAAGACCCCUCCACUGGAGACAACAUCCAGAUCAGAGUCGGUGAGCAGAGACCAUUGAAAUACAAUCUAGUCAUUCUAUUUCUAUGGCACAGACAGUUUAGACAGAUUAUGUUACUGAGUUUGGGUAAUCCAAAAGUUACGUUACUGAUUACAAUUUUGGUCAUGUAACUGUAACGGAUUACAUUUAUAUAGUAACCUACCCAACCCUGCAUACAUGACAGACAUAAAGCAUACACAUACUGUACUGUACAGUGUGUCUUUAUAAUCAGGUCAAUAGGAAGUCAAAGGCUUGAUAUUGUCUAGCCAUGCCCUGACUGUGCUCCUCAGUUAAUUCUGCCAGAUUUAUACCCCUUAAGUCACCCUGAAUCUAGAGCCACUGAUCCAGGUUCAGUAAAGCAGUUUAACUUCAUUGUAUGUUGUUUCCCUUCAGGGAUCCACUCAGGGAUGGUGGUGGCUGGGGUGGUAGGGCUGAAGAUGCCUCGCUACUGUCUGUUUGGAGACACCGUCAACACUGCCUCCCGCAUGGAGAGCAAUGGGGUGGUGAGUGCUGCCAUUAGAACAUAACCUCACUAUAGGGUAAAUCCAUUUGAAUUCAAUCACUUUGACAGCAUUCCUUUUGAUUUAAACAAAAGGUUCCAUACAUGUUCUAUUUCUAUGAUUGACACCCAUGCUGUAUUCAAGAGCAUGUUGUGUCUCAACCAAUGGCGGUCAUAACCAAUGUUCCCUCAAAAAAAUGUCAGCACUGAGCAAAUUUCAGGUCUGCUGAGCGCAAACCUGAACGUUCUGAAAAUUCUGCGCAACUUCCGGCGCGCAUUUACUGUGAACACUGAUGCUGUAUCCGGUUUAAGUUAGUUUUAACAAUGGUCAAGUAGGCUACUGUGGCUAUUUGAUGGCCUACCAUCAAAAACAAUGGAGAAAAUGCAUCCCAUAACAUUUUAACAUGGAAAUAGCUGUUCUAUUGUUCAGCCUACAGUAGCCAAUGUGUGGGGUUCAAUGUAGGCCUACAUUCCAUGAGACUUUUGAAAAAAACAUGCAGGGCUUGACAUUAACCUGUUUAUCCACUUGUGACUGAAAAUGUUGUUGUGUUGUUUGAUGCAAGAAACCAUCAUUAUUCCCAUACCAUUAUUACAGAGAAUCAGACAAAUUAUGCUACCCUCUGCCUAUUGGCUACUUAGCUUAUUCAAGCCUGUCUCAAAAUACAACACUGGCCCUUUAAGACAGAAAAAAGCUCUUUACCUGACUCGCUUUUCAAAGAUGUCUAGAAAUACACACGUUUUGUGCUCUUGUAGGAAGCAAUCACUCCCCCAUUGCUGACUAAAAAUGUUCUAUAACUGGGCUAAUAACUCACUAACUAGCAAAGGAUCUGAACAAAUGUACAAAUGUGCACACGUCGCUACAUGUAGCUCUCACUUUGAUCUCAAAACAAGCGCAUCUACUCACGACCGCUCAUGCUGUAAAAACAGUCCAGUUCAAAGUGAAUGGCACAGAUCCAUAAAUGGCAAUGGACUAUUUGCAUAUAGGCCUACUGCAGCUCUGAUUGGUUAUGGUGCACUGGUCUGUGUAGAGUAAGGGCCUGAGUCGUGCCUGUCAAUGCAACAGAAUCCUACUCCUAUGCGUUCUGCCUACAACAAAAUCUCUUGCAUAGUUAGUUUUGUUUUGGUAUAUUGCAUAGAUUCGAUCACAAUUCCCACAUUAAAGGGAAACGUUGAUAGUGUUAACUAACGGGGAAAACUCUAGAAAGUUGAGUGAUGGUAAAUCUUGUGCUUCUCUGCGCGGGCUGAUAUUUCUUCUGCGCACUAGUGCCGGGGAGCUGUGUGCCCGCGCACAGCUUAGAGAGAAUAUUGGUCACAACACAAAAACCUCAGAUUAUGUCAAAUAUGGUCUAAGCUACAAUGUAUGUGAAUAGGGGAAAAAAUCUGAGUUUAUCGACGUUUAAGGUUAAAAAAAUGACAUAAAAUAAAUAUAUACAGUGAGGGAAAAAAGUAUUUGAUCCCCUGCUGAUUUUGUACGUUUGCCCACUGACAAAGAAAUGAUCAGUCUAUAAUUUUAAUGGUAGGUUUAUUUGAACAGUGAGACACAGAAUAACAACAAAAAAAUCCAGAAAAACGCAUGUCAAAAAUGUUAUAAAUUGAUUUGCAUUUUAAUGAGGGAAAUAAGUAUUUGACCCCCUCUCAAUCAGAAAGAUUUCUGGCUCCCAGGUGUCUUUUAUACAGGUAACGAGCUGAGAUUAGGAGCACAUUCUUAAAGGGAGUGCUCCUAAUCUCAGUUUGUUACCUGUAUAAAAUACACCUGUCCACAGAAGCAAUCAAUCAAUCAGAUUCCAAACUCUCCACCAUGGCCAAGACCAAAGAGCUCUCCAAGGAUGUCAGGGACAAGAUUGUAGACCUACACAAGGCUGGAAUGGGCUACAAGACCAUCGCCAAGCAGCUUGGUGAGAAGGUGACAACAGUUGGUGCGAUUAUUCGCAAAUUACAUUUACAUUUACGUCAUUUAGCAGACGCUCUUAUCCAGAGCGACUUACAAAUAGGUGCAUUCACCUUAUAGCCAGUGGGAUAACCACUUUACAAUAUAUAUAUACAUAUAUAUAUAUAUUUUUUUUUGGGGGGGGGGGGGGGGGGGGGGGGGGGGGGGUUGGAUUGGAGUAAGUUGGUUGGAGUAAGGGGGGGGGGGGGGGGUGAAAUUAAAUGGAAGAAACACAAAAUAACUGUCAAUCUCCCUCGGCCUGGGGCUCCAUGCAAGAUCUCACCUCGUUUGCAAUGAUCAUGAGAACGGUGAGGAAUCAGCCCAGAACUACACAGGAGGAUCUUGUCAAUGAUCUCAAGGCAGCUGGGACCAUAGUCACCAAGAAAACAAUUGGUAACACACUACGCCGUGAAGGACUGAAAUCCUGCAGCGCCCGCAAGGUCCCCCUGCUCAAGAAAGCACAUAUACAGGGCCAUCUGAAGUUUGCCAAUGAACAUCUGAAUGAUUCAGAGGAGAACUGGGUGAAAAUGUUGUGGUCAGAUGAGACCAAAAUCAAGCUCUUUGGCAUCAACUCAACUCGCCGUGUUUGGAGAAGGAGGAAUGCUGCCUAUGACCCCAAGAACACCAUCCCCACGUCAAACAUGGAGGUGGAAACAUUAUGCUUUGGGAGUGUUUUUCUGCUAAGGGGACAGGACAACUUCACCGCAUCAAAGGGACGAUGGACGGGGCCAUGUACCAUCAAAUCUUGGGUGAGAACCUCCUUCCCUCAGCCAGGGCAUUGAAAAUGUGUUGUGGAUUGGUAUUUCAGCAUGACAAUGACCCAAAGCACACGGCCAAGGCAACAAAGGAAUUGCUCAAGAAGAAGCACAUUAAGGUCCUGGACUGGCCUAGCCAGUCUCCAGAUCUUAAUCCCAUAGAAAAUCUGUGGAGGGAGCUGAAGGUUCGAGUUGCCAAACAUCAGCCUCGAAACCUUAAUGACUUGGAGAAGAUCUGCAAAGAGGAGUGGAACAAAAUCCCUCCUGAGAUGUGUGCAAACCUGGUGGCCAACUACAAGAAACAUCUGACCUCUGUGAUUGCCAACACGGGUUUUGACACCAAGUACUAAGUAAUGUUUUGCAGAGGGGUCAAAUACUUAUUUCCCUCAUUAAAAUGUAAAUCAAUUUAUAACAUUUUUGACAUGCGUUUUUCUGGAUUUUUCUGUUGUUAUUCUGUCUCUCACUGUUCAAAUAAACCUACCAUUAAAAUAAUAGACUGAUCAUGUCUUUGUCAGUGGGCAAACAAUCAAAAUCAGCAGGGGAUCAAAUACUUUUUUCCCUCACUGUAUAUAUAUUUAAAAUGGUUUGACAACCCUGUUUGUAAGCUUUUAAAUUAUAUAAAUUAUCAACCGUUUAUCUUUUCCAGUGGUAUGGUGGGGUAUGCAAAAUUGGUCAACUUUGAGCAACUUUAUCUCUUGAAUGUUUUGGCAUUCAGGUCCAAAGGUCACUUUCUUAGCACUUCUACAAUGGACAAAUUUAUAUGGAAGGUUUUGUUCAAAUCAAAAGGGGUGCUGUCAAAAAGUGAUUGAAUUCAAAUGGAUUUAAUAUUUAAUAUUUCACUAACAGACAUGAUCAAUUAGCACUGUAUAGCAAAUAAUUUACUUCGUAAGUAGGCCGCAAGUAGGUUAAUGUGACAUUGAGUGAGCUGAAUAGUUAGCACUAUGUCAGCCAUUAACCUCUGUGUGUCUGUCUGUACAGGGCAUGCAGAUCCACAUAAGCCAGACUACUAAAGAUCACUUGGAACAUGAGCCAUACAUAAUUGAGGAGAGGGGAAAGAUCUUUGUGAAGGUAUGUGUACGAUGCUCCAUCAUGGCACUGUGAUGCUCCACCUGCCAAAAAGACAAAAAUGCACCACACUAAAUCUUUUUAUUAAAUCUUAUCUAUUCAAACAUAUUUUGAUCUCUUCAGGAGUUUUAUCAAAAUUCAAAAGUCCUAAAAUUGUCAUUUGCGGCCCAUCCAUUGGCUGAGUUAUAAUCAUGACAGGUAUUGAACAUAAGGAUCAUGAACACGGUACUAUUUCUGCCUACAUUCUGUCCAAUCACAGGGUAAAGGCUACAUGAAGACAUAUUGGCUGAAGGGGAAGAAGGACCUGUCAUUUAAGACUCCAGCAGAGCUCCGCUACAGCAGUGAACAGAAGGACUCAGAGGACAGGAGCUCCAAUGGGUGAGUGGAGCAGGGGAGGAGGCAACCCCAAUCUCUUCUGUAGGGAUAUACUGCAAGAUGCCCUAUAUCAUAUGAUUGCGAAUAGUUAAUGUCGCUACUGUAGAGUUAGUAAGGUUCCAACAUCAGCCCAUUUGUGGAGCGAAGGGCUCCCAUAACAAAAACACACCUGCUAGUAAUUUGCUUUGCUUUUGUACAUACUGUAUGUGGUCAUUUUUUUAAUACAUGUUCCAAUACACAGCUCCACCUGCACCAACACCAAGCGCUCCACCUCCAACCUGAAUAUUCCCAAUGAGGAGCAGCCAGAGGGCAAGCCCACCCCCACAGAGCUGCCUGCAGAGCCCUUACCUUCACUAGAGGGUGCCCCCGAGGACCUCACAGACCCCACGGAGCCCCAGGAGAAGAAAGUAAAAAAGAACACUAAGAACAACAACAAAGGGGGCGUGGCCAAGCCCGAGGCUCCUCCCCAGCAGGUCAAUGCGGUGCAGGAGAGUGCAGUGCCUCCUGCUGCUGCCCAGGAGACCCCCACGGCCCCCCUGUCUACCGCCGCCCCAGUGCUUAACAACAAGAGGAACAGCUUCAGGCAGCACACCAAGCUGCCCACCCACCUUCCCAUGCGCAGCACCUCCUGCUGCCUACUGUGAGAGGAGUGGCUAAAGUGAUGUGACUGGCCUGCAUCUUAUUGACAGUCCUGUGAAGGCAAACCCUGAAACUGACCCUAACCUUGAACCUUAACUUAACCAAUUAGAAAAUUCAACAUGGUUUCGCUGGUCACGUCCCUAUAGUUUUUCCCCUACUGUGAAAGGGACCAGGCUAGAGGUCAAGACCUCUCAUCUCAGAUCAUGGGCCAGCCUUCAUGUUCGAUAUAUUGUGUGACGCCCUGGUGUUUAUCCUAUGUUUUUCCUUAGGCAGGACCUGAGGGUCCCCACAUCAACAUUCAGGGAUGCCCACACCUAAUGGAAUGUAUUAGUCCAUUUAUUCAGGGUGGAGUAACAGAGGUAGACGGGGGGACCACCCCACCUAAGUAUUAAUGGAGGAAACAUUGAUGCCCCUAAAAUUAAAUAAAUGUGACAUUACUGAAAAGGGAAAAAACUUUAUCUUCCAACAAAUAUAUACAGAUACUCAUGUCUUGAUGACAUGUUAAACAGUGGGCCUCUUUUGGUAAUACAAGCACCUGGCUAAUGUCAUGGAUUUGUGCGUGUUGUUGAAAGGAAACAGGUCAAUAAAUGUACAGUUCAUGUACCAUUUAUCAAGUUAUUACUGUCGGUGAAAACACCUUUUCAAAUUACAGCAUCACAAUGGAUUGGCAUACAGAGUAAGAUGAGAUGUCAAGAGGUGGUUGUAUUUUAUUUGCAUUAACUAGUUCUCAGAGAAGACUGACCCAAGUUACAUUUCUGAUACUGUAUUUAAUGAUGGAAUAAUAUGACUUUAAUAAUAUAUAUUAUAGUGCUUUUCCUAAUGCUGUAAGUGCUUUACUUUUCUGUUUUGUAUCUGUAAUUUGUUGCACGUUUACUGUACGUUAGCAUUUCUUUGUCCAUAAAAACUGUACAGACAAACAUGUUACGUGUUCAUUUCC
Coregonus sp. 'balchen' is the source of this 21772-nucleotide messenger RNA. The record is from the annotation of a GenBank genome assembly. Lineage: Eukaryota; Metazoa; Chordata; Actinopteri; Salmoniformes; Salmonidae.